Molecule: messenger RNA, 1833 nt
Organism: Thyridium curvatum
Lineage: Eukaryota; Fungi; Ascomycota; Sordariomycetes; Thyridiales; Thyridiaceae
Exons: 3
Coding region: 1-1833 (610 amino acids)
Source: RefSeq, a predicted model, not a curated record
AUGUACCAUCAUCAGAGUUCAGAAGACGAGCCGAUCUACACUUACCAAAUACGAGAUACGCCCAGGUUCGAAGAGAAACCAUCGUCCGUGCUGUUACCGUUGGCUGUUUCGAUACCGACCUGGGACGACACAUCCGGGACAAAUGAGGCUUCAGGCAAACAUGAGAAUUACGACGGAGGCCACGUAACGCAGCCUGACGUCCCAUACCUGCGAUGGUGGUUGUGGGAGAUCCUCGCUGCUCUCCUCGGAGUGGCUACCCUAGUGGCCAUGGCGGCUGUGUUGAGAGCGUACGAUGGCAAGCCUCAAGAUUCGUGGCCCAUCGGCAUACUCACUAUCAACGGUCUGAUGGCCAUUCUCACGACUAUAUGCAAGGGCUCCUUCAUGACCGCGGUUGCGGCGGCGAUCAGCCAGUCGAAGUGGAACCGAAUGUCCCGCUCCAGCACCAAGCUCGAAGAUUUUGCAACUCUGGACGAGGCUUCGAGAGGUACAUCGGGGAGUCUGCGGAUGGUUCUCAAGCACUGGCCAUUGCACAUCGCCUAUCUCGGCGCUUUAAUCACCGUCUUAGCCUUAGGCUUUGAGACUUUCUUGCAACAGCUGAUCUCCCUCAGGAUUGAGCUAGUGCCAGGAGGCCCUGACAGCCCAAUAGGCGACGUUCCUCGAACUCAAUUCUUCAGUACAGCAGUAGGGUACGGCAACGGAUGGUCGCCUUCCUCUGCAACCCGACUUGGCAUUUACGAAGGUUUCAUGUCCAACAGCAUUGGCCAUCCUCCAGCUACGUGCCCUUCGGGGAACUGCACCUGGCCAAUCAUACCCACCGUCGGAGUCUGCGGGGCCUGCGUCGAUGUUACCGACGAUAUUGUGUAUAAUCGGUCUACCACGGAUUAUCAUUGCAGCCUCAAAGUAGGCAAUCUGGAAAUCCCGCGGGCCUUCUGCUCUUCCCGCAUGCUCGACUACAUGCAGAUCUUCACCAUGGGAAACGGCUCUGGACGCGUGUUUGAAUCGCUGGCCGACCAGCAAGUCUCCGCACGCUCACCAGUUCUGAUCGCCAACUUCGGCGGCCUGGGGCUCCCAGACAGCAAGAGUCUCACGUCCGGCUUGGACGACGCAAGGGCCACCGACUGUGCACUCUGGUACUGCCUCCAAACGCACAACGUCAGCGUGGAACAAGGCGUGCUGAAAGACACGGUAUUGAAGACCUGGGCGAAGGCGAGAGUGGACUUCCCGGGAACUGCCGGUGGCAAAAUCCCCUUUAUCGACAUCCCGGCCGACAUGAACGUGUCGUCAUCAGACGAGUAUGCUGUUACAAAUGCACAAAUGAUUGCCAUGAGGCACUACGCAGAAAAGACGUUUGUCGGCAACGCUUCUGCUGACGGGGGUCUUGAAUACAAGGAGGCAUUCACAGACUAUGCCGAUGGCCUUUGGAGGAACAUUGACAACGUGAAUCCGUGGAUCGAGCGAGUCGCGCGGAGUAUGACGAACGAGAUCCGAAUGAACACGACAGGUGGUGGCAGUGAAGCUCGGUACCGGGGUACUGCUUACGUGGGCCAAGUGAUCAUCGGAAUCACCUGGGGCUGGAUUGCUUUUCCGGCGACGCUUGUCAGUUUGUCGCUUCUUUAUCUCAUUUAUGAGAUGCUGCACACGUACCGGCUGAACGUCAGGGUCUGGAAGGCUGACCCUCUCGUUCCACUCUGCACCAAGCUGGAAGAUGACUUGGUACCGCUGGCCAGGCAGGGCACUGACAGGCCCGGUGGGAUUAAGAAGACGAUAGGAGACCGACGUAUGCGUUUGGAUAUAAGGGAAGGGAAACUUAUAGGGCUUAUGCAGGAGUCCUAA